Molecule: messenger RNA, 4016 nt
Organism: Siniperca chuatsi (mandarin fish)
Lineage: Eukaryota; Metazoa; Chordata; Actinopteri; Centrarchiformes; Sinipercidae
Gene: ica1
Product: islet cell autoantigen 1
Exons: 14
Coding region: 224-1651 (475 amino acids)
Biological process (GO): regulation of transport
Cellular component (GO): Golgi apparatus
Molecular function (GO): protein domain specific binding
Source: RefSeq, a predicted model, not a curated record
CGUCAGCUGUUUCGUGCAGGCGGACAAUGCGCUGCAGUGAACGAGCAGCUGUGUGUACACUUAAGAGUACAGAGGGGCCUGCAGCCAGAGCUGCUGCCCGAGCAACGACGGGAGGAAUAUAACGAGCUUUUUCUCCAUGUUAUUAACACGGCGAGUUAAAACUCUGGCAGCUGAGAUUUGAACAAUGAACAGGAUAGAGAUGAUUUUAAGAUCAUCGUGAAAAAUGGAGGGAGGAAAUUUUGGCUACUCCCGAGACUAUUUUGACCGCUUCAUCCAAAGCCAAGACUCAUCUGUGGUGAACAAGUUCCAGCAGAAGUACUGGAAAACCAAGCAGACGCUCAUCAAGGUCACCGGGAAGAAAGAGGACGAAUAUGUGGUGGCGUCAGAUGCAGAUCUGGAUGCCAAGCUGGAGGUCUUCCACUCCAUCCAGAGAACAUGCAUGGAGCUGCUAAAGGUCAUCGAACAGUACCAGAGGAGGAUCUUCCUCCUUUCCCAAGAGGAGAACGAGCUGGGUCGUUUCCUGCGCUCCCAGGGCUCGCAGGAUAAAACCAGGGCUGGAAAGAUCAUGCAGGCGACUGGGAAAGCACUCUGUUUCUCGUCCCAACAGAGAUUGGCUCUGAGGAAACCUCUGUGCCGUUUGUACCAAGAGGUUGAAACGUUUCGCUAUCGAGCCAUCUCAGACACGUGGCUGACAGUGAAUCGAAUGGAGCAGUCCAGGACUGAAUACCGUGGAGCGCUGCUCUGGAUGAAGGAUGUAUCUCAGGAGCUGGAUCCAGAUACUCAUAAACAGAUGGAGAAAUUCCGCAAGGUUCAAGCCCAGGUGCGCACUUCCAAAACAAGCUUUGACAAACUGAAGAAUGAUGUCUGCCAGAAAGUGGACCUGCUGGGAGCCAGUCGCUGCAACCUGCUCUCUCACGUUUUAACCACAUACCAGACAACUCUUUUGCACUUCUGGGAGAAGACGUCCCACACUAUGGCAGCCAUUCAUGAGAGCUUCAAGGGCUGUCAGCAUUAUGAGUUCUCCACACUUAAGACCUUACAAGACCCCAUGGAAAAGCUGGCUAAAAAGAAGGGGAAGAAGAAAAUUAAAGCAGAGACAGAAGAUGGAAAGAAAGCCGAGACCACAGAUGACCAACUCAUCUCACUAGUAAAUGAAAACACCAGUGAUAAGACCAGAGAAGGGAACGAAGAUCCUCUCUCUGCCUAUUCAGAGUUAGAGAGAGAGGAGAAGGAUAGCAUGGCCUUACUGAAUGAGAUCCUGGGCAGUAUGUCUGUGGAUGAGGGCGACUUCUCUCGAGAGUGGACGAAAGUGUUUGGCGACACCGAGGAGGGAAUGAGCGCAGCAUCAGGUAGACCAGCGGAGGCCCAGCAAAAGGAAAACUCCUUCUUUCUACCAUCUCAACUGCUGGACCAGAGCUUGAAUAAUGUGCAGUCUUCCCUCUCAGAUUGGGUCAUUCCACAGCCCGUCGCGCAGGCAACAGGGCACUCAUCUGGAGCCAAUCAGAACCCUUCAAAGCCAGCAGUGAAAGAGACAGCGGGGACGUCCAAAGACCUCUCAGCAUGGUUCAACCUGUUUGCUGACUUGGACCCCCUCUCCAAUCCCGAUGCGGUCGGCAAAACUGACACAGAGCAUGAACUUCACAACGCUUAGUUUCUCAGCGUGAUGGUGAUCUUAAAUGGGUACAUUUGUUCGUGGGCAAAGCAGAAUAUAGCUGCCACCGUGACCAGAGACAAAUCUGACCAGCCACACACUCAAAUGUCUUCUCUAUGUUUAUCGCUACAUAUGGAGCUGAAACAAUUAGUCAAUUAAUCAGCAGAAUUUAAUCAGCAACUAUUUUGAUAAUCGGUCAGUUAUUUCCAGUGGUGGAAGAAGUACUGAGAUCUUUUACUUAAGUAAAAGUACAAAAGUAUUAGCAUCAAAAUAUACUUGAAAGUACCAAAAGUGAAAGUACUCAUUAUGCAGGAUGACUAUUUUCAGGAUAAUGUAUAUUAUAGUUUUGGAUUAUAAUUAUUGAUAGAUUAACGUGUACACUUUAAAUUAGCCCCACAUUUACCAGCUGCAAAAUUAAUAACUUUAGAUACAGCUUAGUAGCUUGUGAAUUUCCCCCUGGGGAUCAAUAAAGUUUUAUCUUAUCAUAUCUUAACUUAUAAUAAUACGUCAUAAUUUAUUUGUUGAUUAUAUUUUGUAACAAUAAUGUGAGUCUGCAAAGUAACUAGUAACUGAAGUUAUCACAUAAAUGUAGUGGAGAAAAACUACAUUAUUUCAUUCUGAAUUGUAGUGGAGUAGAAGUAUAAAGUAGGAGAAAAUGGAAAUACUAAGUAUCUCAGAACUGUACCUAAGCUCUCCACCACUGGUUAUUUCAGUCAUUUUUCAAGCAACAAUGCCAAAUAUUUUCUGGUUCCAGCUUUUCAAAUAUGAAGAUUUACUGCUUUUCUUUAUCAUAUAUGGCAGUAAAACUGAACAUCUAUGGUUUUUGGACUGGAAAAUCAAGCAAAUUCAAUACAUGUCAUCUUACACCCUGGGACAUUAUAAUGGGCAUUUUCACUUAAAAUAAUAAAACAGUUAAUUGAGAAAAUAAUCGGCAUGUUAAUCAAUAAUGAAAAUCAUCAAUAGUUGCAGACCUAACUUGAUCUUUUUCUUGUUAUAACAAUAUAGAAAAGGUCCCUUGUUAUAAUGACAUACUGUACUAUGAUAAGACAUGUUUCUUAUUAUAAAAAGAUACUUUGAAAUGUCAUUAUAAUAAGAAAAGUUUAUUAUGAGACAAAUAUCUCGUUAUAACAAGAGAAAUUUUCCUGUCAUAACAAGAAACUGAUCUUUCUCAUGGUGGCAGUAUUACGCUGCUCUAAGUGUCCCACUGACAACUACCAGCUCUCGUCCUUUCCAAUGUGAAAGAAAAGAAACAUUUACAAGACGACCUUAUUAUUAUUAAGCCUGUUGGCUAUUUGACUGGGUUAAACGUUUAAUGUUUAGCAUGGAUACCUCAUUAUGAGUUUGGAACAAAAAGCCUUUGACAGUAGCUGCCUUGGAAACCUGUAGUCUCUAGUAGCAUUCAUGCUUUAUUUCUGAUCCUUAUUACUGAAAAUUGCCAACAGGCAAAACUAUGCUUUCUUUCCACUGUUGUAUCUCGCAACAAACAUGACAAAGAUCACAGUGCAAUCAUGUGUUUACAAAAUAAUGUAACAUGUUGAGUGAAGUUAAUGCAUCACAGAAAUAUUCAAAAAUAAAAGUAUAUUUUUCUGCCAUCUAUACAACACUCCAAGCAGGUUAACUGAUCAGAAUUAUUGGCAACUAUUUCAGACCACAUUUGAAACGGGUGAAAUGGAUACAUCCUGAAGUUGUUUCUUUCUCUCUUUCUUUAGACUCCUUUUUAAGAUUUAAGCUUUUAAAUUUGUUUGCUACAUGCUGUACUUGUGAUCCCCUUUGGAAUAUAGUCCAUAACUAGAAAUACACAUAUCACUCGUUUAUUAUUGCAUGUUGCAUGCCUUGUUUUAUAUCAUCCAGUAAAAGUGUGAUUGAAUCAUCAAUAUGUUUAUAUUAAUGUGAGACUUUUCAUCAUUUAUCAUUUGGACACGUAUUUAGUUAGCGCAGUUAUUGGCUUUCAUGUGCAAUAUAUGCAGUUUUCAGUGUAGAGCCAAACUAACUGGAUAAUCAUGAAAAUACAAUCAUAUUCUACUGAUUUUGACUACAAUGCUGCAUAAAUUGAACAUAUAUAUCAAAGUAAAUGCCUUAAUCUAAUCACAAGUCAACAAUAUAGAACCUCAAUGAUUAUUAUUGGACUCCUUAUACAGUAUAUUACAAUUUAUUGUGAAUUUAUUUUCUUGUAACUUAGCCUUGUGUCAUUUUUGAUGUUCAAGCCAUGUGACAUUUGUUAAUAUUUAAAUCAUAACCAAAUACAUUGAUUGCCUUACCUUCACUCCUAUUUGUUUAUAAAUGCUAUGCUUCUGAAUACGGAUAUUACUUGUCGAUGUGUCUGUCUAUGGCCUUUGAAAAGAUUACAUACCAAUCCAAAAAUAGA